AUGGCGCUGCAGGCAGCCUUGGAGAGCUUCCACGCAGAGACCAAGUGCCCCGUGUGUCUGGAGGAACUGACAGACCCGGUCACGGUUGAGUGCGGGCACAACUUCUGUCGCUGCUGCAUCCAGCAGUCCUGGGCCGGUCUGGAAGGCAGGUUCCCCUGCCCGGUGUGCCGACACCAAUGCAAAGAGCCUCACCUGCAGAGCAACGGGCAGCUGCGGCGGAUCGCCGAGAUCACCCGGCGGCUCCCCGGGGGCAGCAGCGGCAAGCGGCCGAGGCCCGGGAGGACGUGCUGUGACCCGCACGGCCAGGACCUGAGCCUCUUCUGCGAGGAUGACCUGGAGAUGCUGUGUCCCCAGUGCGCACAGGCCCCCGAGCACGGAGGCCACCGGCUGUCCCCCGUCGCGGAGGCCGCCAGCCACCACCGCAGAAAACUGCGUGGCUUGGUGGGACCCCUGAAGCGGCAGCUGGAGGAGGUUCAGAAGCUAAUGAGCGAGCAAAGCAAACAACCCUCGGCCCUGAGGCAGCAGAUGGAGAGGCAGAGACAGAAGCUGUCUUCGGAACUUGAGCAUCUCAACCGAUUUUUAGAACUCCAGCAGCAGACGGCCGUCUCCAGGUUGGCAGAGGAGGAGGAGAUCCUCCGAGAGAAACUCAGCAAAAACAUAGAGGCGUUCUCCAACUAUGGCUCCACGCUCAAAAGCCUGCUGGGCAAGAUAGUCCAGCACAGAGCGAUCUCAGACACGGAGCUGAUAACAGAAGUGAAAAAUUUCUAUAAGAAGUGCGACAGUGAGAUGAGCCCAUCCAUCCUUUCAGUUCAGCUGAAGACAGACACCUGCAAUUUUCCUCCCUUGUGUUCUGCCCUGCAAAUACUGAUAAAGGAGUUCAGAGAAGAGGUCAUUCUAGACCCAGAAACAGCCCACCCUAACCUGGUCGUCUCUGAGGACAAAACAUGCGUGAAAUUUUCAAAGAGGAAACAACGCCUUUCUAACUGCUCAAAAAGGUUCACAGUCAACCCUGUUGUGUUGGGUCUCCCCUAUUUCUCUUCUGGGAGGCACUUCUGGGAGGUGAAGGUGGGGGACAAGCCUGAGUGGGCCAUUGGUGUGGGCAGAGCCUGUCUGUCGAGGAGGGUGAGGCAGGCAUCCACCCCACAGGGGUGCUGGAGGCUGCUGCUGAGCUCGGAGGGCUACCAAGCCCCGGGAGCUGACCCUGCCCCCUUGCGGCUAGAGGUCAAGGCCAGGAGAAUCGGCGUUUUACUGGACUACGAGCUGGGGCAGCUCUCCUUCUAUGACAUGCCUGAGAGCUUGCACAUCUGUACUUUGGGGGACACUUUUACCGAACCCCUCCAGCCUUAUUUCUAUGUAGGCCCUCAUUCAAAACCCAUCCAGAUCUGUACAGCAAUGGAUUGAAAGAAAGCCCACCAGGUGGACAGAGCUCCUUGAAUAGGUCUUUGUUUUCCGUGCUUUCAACGGGGGAUUUCCUAGGGGGAUUGCUGUUGGAUGACAGAAGG
This is a messenger RNA of Jaculus jaculus (lesser Egyptian jerboa), 1502 nucleotides long. Its product is annotated as putative tripartite motif-containing protein 75. The coding region runs from base 1 to 1401 and encodes 466 amino acids. NCBI's taxonomy places the organism in Eukaryota, Metazoa, Chordata, Mammalia, Rodentia, Dipodidae. Gene Ontology annotation, molecular function: protein binding; zinc ion binding. The record is from RefSeq and is a predicted model, not a curated record. The transcript has a single exon.